AGCUAGUCCACUUAUUGCUAGUCUUUCUCAGGUGCCUAGUGUAGUGAGUAACUAUUGCGGGAGUUGGACCUGUAAACUAUUAAGGCCUGAGCCGCCUCUAACAUGCAGCAUUGUAACCCUUGUGUAAAUGUACAGCCAUUGUAGUUUUUUACCGUGAUUGUUUUCAAGUCACGCUGUGCUCCAUCUCAAGCGUUCACCAUGAGUUGCAGCAGAUCUUUAUUGUGCUGCAACAACACACUGGCAACCGCACGCUUCUUGCCACCUGCUGCUGCACGUUCCCGGAAUUCCGUGUCGUCGGAAUAUUUAAAUUCAAACGUAACCUCUGCCUGUAACGGUGUCACUGGCGGACAUCUUACUUCUCUCACCUGCGCAUUCGGGAACCAUAUCACCGCUUUGAAUUCUUGUCAAUUUAGGAACUAUAGUCAACAAAACAAGAAAAGCUUCAAUUUUCUGCAUGUUUGCGGCACGGCCAAUAAAAGUAACGGCUGUCCCGGCGAUGGUAAUGGUCUUGGUACGGUCGCGGCAGCCGUGGCGGCGAUGGCUGUCGCUGGUUACUGCUGCUCUCAGCUCAGCCGCGGGGACAAUAGCGGCGACUGCAUCCUGCCUACAGUUCAUGCAAAAGGCAUUAAACGGCACGUGCCAGAAGAGCUACAGCUGAGCGGGCUGAAGCUGAACCACCGAGAGCGUCGCUUCAUUAAGUUCGCGAGCGUGGAGUACCGCGGGCAGCUCUACAUGACGCCUCAGGACUUCAUUGAGAGCGUCACUGACUCAGAGCCUCGACAGAGGUUGCGGCGACGACAGCUCACACAGGAAGACCUCGAGAAGUUCUACCAGCGCACGCCGCCGCUGCGCAAGGGAACUUCUAAAAUGUUCCGAGAGAUUUAUGAUAAGGGGAUCAUGUCGUACACAGAGUACCUCUUCCUCCUGUCCAUACUUACAAAACCGCAGACGGGGUUCCACAUCGCCUUCAACAUGUUCGACACGGACGGCAACGAGCGCGUCGACAAGCAGGAGUUCCUCGUGCUGAUGGAGCUGCUGAACGGCGCGGUGCACAAGUCGCUGGUGACGUGGCUACACGAGUACGAGAACAGCGGCGCCCCCCACCAGGAGGUCCUGCGAGCACGUCACGUCACCCAGCCUGUUGCCUGUCUGUACGAAGAGGCGAUGAAAGUGACAUGCCAGAUCGAGGGCGAGAAGUACGCGGGCAGCAUCGUGAAGCUGCAAGCCGCCAUCAAGUACGGCGAGGAGGACCUGCCAGGGGCCAAGAGCCUCGUCGACCAGAGUCCUGACGACGACCCAGAUGCUGAGGUCAACAGAGCCUGUCUGUUGUACAAG
Messenger RNA from Hyalella azteca, 1335 nucleotides. RefSeq lists its product as uncharacterized. The transcript is spliced from 7 exons. Gene Ontology annotation, cellular component: uniplex complex. The record is from RefSeq and is a predicted model, not a curated record. Gene Ontology annotation, molecular function: calcium ion binding. NCBI's taxonomy places the organism in Eukaryota, Metazoa, Arthropoda, Malacostraca, Amphipoda, Hyalellidae. Gene Ontology annotation, biological process: calcium import into the mitochondrion; mitochondrial calcium ion homeostasis. The annotation marks the transcript as partial.